Molecule: messenger RNA, 1128 nt
Organism: Poeciliopsis prolifica (blackstripe livebearer)
Lineage: Eukaryota; Metazoa; Chordata; Actinopteri; Cyprinodontiformes; Poeciliidae
Product: cornifelin homolog
Exons: 4
Coding region: 1-600 (199 amino acids)
Source: RefSeq, a predicted model, not a curated record
AUGUCCACCAUGUGCUUGAGGGACUGUGCAACAUUAGAGUUUGGUAUGGUCAGGGAAUACUACACCUAUACAACCAGUACUCUGUCAACUCGCCACCAAGUGAUAGCAAGAUUUUGGAUAACGAAGAUUUGGACCACAGUCUGUUGGUUUUUCAGUGAGGAUUUAAACUCUAGGUUACAUCAUCUGAUGGCAGACCAACCCCUGACUGACUGGGAUAGUGAUCUCUGCGACUGCUGCGAGGAUGCACAGACUUGUUGCUAUGGUUUCUGGUGCGGGCCAUGCCUUGCCUGCACCGUUUCAGGCAGAUUUGGAGAGAACCGUUGCCUCCCCUUAUGUGAUAUGUGUGCUGAUAAAAUGAUCUCUCCAGCAGCUCUGUCUCUGAGAGUCGCCAUGAGACACAAAUAUGGUAUAAAGGGUUCCAUUUGCAAUGACAUGGCUGCGUCCUGCUGCUGCCCAAUGUGUGUCUGGUGUCAGCUGUACCGUGAGCUAAAAUAUCGCAAAAAGUCCCCCAACAUCAUCAACAUCCAGGUGCAAUCUCCUGUCAACAUGCAGCCUUACCCAAUGAUGGCAGUUACUGCUCAGCCUGUUCUUAACAAAUAAGCAGGAAUAUCCAGGCUUCCUUUCAAUUUUUAUCAUCACAAUAUUUAACAUUAUCACCAACAUUGCGAGAUAUUUGAAUUUUAUGUAUCCUGCUAGGACUGAACAUAUAGGUUCAGUAAGAUCUAGAGUCCCUAAACUGGCUCCCUGUAGAGAAUAGGCUUUAAAAUACUUCUAGACCUCUCGGGUCUUCUGUUCAUUGUCUGCUCUGCAUCUCCAGAACUGGAACCAAACAUGGAGAAGCAGCAUUUGGCUUCUAUGCACCACAAAUCUGGAAUAAACUUUCAGAAAAGUACAAAAUAGCUGAAACAAUGAGUUUCUUCAAAUCUAGACCAAAAACCCACUUGUUUAGAAUUGCUUUUGAAACAUCAUAAUAUGAAACAAUCAACAUCCUCAUACAUAAUGAUGGCACUUGACAAAAUGCAACUCUUCAAUUGCUGACGUGUGUUCUCUGACUUUUUAGUUUUGUGUUUUUAUGAUGUAAAGCACCUUCAACUACCUUAUUUCUAAAACGUUCCAUACAAAUAAACU